Molecule: messenger RNA, 957 nt
Organism: Saccoglossus kowalevskii
Lineage: Eukaryota; Metazoa; Hemichordata; Enteropneusta; Harrimaniidae
Product: ribose-phosphate pyrophosphokinase 1-like
Biological process (GO): ribonucleoside monophosphate biosynthetic process; 5-phosphoribose 1-diphosphate biosynthetic process; purine nucleotide biosynthetic process
Cellular component (GO): ribose phosphate diphosphokinase complex; cytoplasm
Molecular function (GO): ribose phosphate diphosphokinase activity; magnesium ion binding; ATP binding
Source: RefSeq, a predicted model, not a curated record
AUGCCGAAUAUAAAGAUAUUCGGCGGUAGUUCCCAUAAGGGCCUGGCAGAGUUAAUUGCGGAGCGACUUGGUGUUAAUCUCGGCAAAGUAGUGACAAGAAAAUUCAGCAACAAUGAAACCAGGGUGGAGAUUGGGGAAAGCGUCCGUGGCGAGGACGUUUACAUUAUACAGAGCGGAUGCGGCGAUAUUAAUGAUAAUAUAAUGGAACUUUUAAUCAUGAUUAACGCGUGUAAGAUUGCGUCUGCUGCUCGAGUGACUGCUGUUAUACCUCUGUUUCCAUAUGCUAGACAAGACCGGAAAGACAAGAGCCGUGCCCCUAUAACCGCGAAGCUGGUAGCCAACAUGCUGUCUGUGUCAGGUGCUGACCACAUCAUCACGAUGGAUCUGCACGCCUCACAGAUACAAGGAUUCUUCGAUAUCCCCGUGGACAAUAUCUACGCAGAACCAGCAGUGGCAAGGUGGAUCAAAGAAAACGUCCCCGAAUGGAAAAACUGCUGCAUCGUGUCACCUGAUGCAGGUGGCGCCAAGCGAGUAACUGCGAUGGCGGACAGGCUUAACGUGGACUUUGCUCUCAUCCACAAAGAGCGUAAAAUGUCGAACGAAGUAGCAUCAAUGGUGCUGGUUGGUGACGUCACGGGCCGUGUUGUCAUUCUUGUCGAUGAUAUGGCGGAUACGUGCGGUACUAUCUGUCUUGCUACGCAUAAACUAAUCGGAUCCGGAGCGUCGGCCGUUUAUGCAAUCUUGACGCAUGGUAUAUUUUCUGGUUCCUCCAUCUCACGUAUCAAGGAUAGCCAGAUGCAGAGGGUUGUGGUGACUAAUACCGUACCGCAAGAGAAAAACGCAGAUGACUGCAGCAAGAUCGCAAUUGUUGACAUAUCUUCGAUUUUAGCCGAAGCCAUUCGACGAACACACAACGGCGAAUCAGUGUCUUACUUGUUUAGUCACGUGCCUUUGUAG